Molecule: messenger RNA, 5580 nt
Organism: Populus nigra (black poplar)
Lineage: Eukaryota; Viridiplantae; Streptophyta; Magnoliopsida; Malpighiales; Salicaceae
Product: E3 ubiquitin-protein ligase KEG
Exons: 16
Coding region: 258-5123 (1621 amino acids)
Biological process (GO): protein ubiquitination; negative regulation of abscisic acid-activated signaling pathway; abscisic acid-activated signaling pathway
Cellular component (GO): early endosome; trans-Golgi network
Molecular function (GO): protein binding; ATP binding; protein kinase activity
Source: RefSeq, a predicted model, not a curated record
GCCAACCAAACCUAAAGCAAAGGCAAGAAAAACAAAUCCAAUUCACCAAAACCCCCCCCUACUCUCUCUCUCUCUCUCUAACAUUUUGCAUUUAAUCUCUUAAAAAUCACAAUUUUUAUCAUCUCUCUAUUUCCUUAAUCCUCCAUUUCCUUUCACCAAUCCUCAUGGAUCUACCUUGUCUAGCUCUCUCAAGAUCUCUUUAAAAAUCACUUAUAAAACCCCAAUCGCUCACUUGAUUCAACCACAGAAUUUGAAAAAUGAAAGUCCCUUGCUGCUCAGUUUGCCAAACGCGGUAUGACGAAGAAGAGAGAGUUCCUCUACUUCUCCAAUGCGGUCAUGGAUUCUGCAAAGACUGUCUCUCUCGAAUGUUCUCUGCUUCUACCGAUACAACACUUGUCUGCCCUAGAUGCCGACACGUGUCGGUCGUAGGCAACUCAGUCACCGCACUGAAGAAGAACUUCGCCGUUUUAGCUCUGCUCCAUUCCUCCUCGUCGUCUUCGGCGGCAGCGAACUUCGAUUGCGAUUACACUGACGACGAGGGUGAUGGUGAUGAAGAGGAUUUCGAGGAGGAGAGGUGUAGCCGCGGGUCCGACGCGUCGAGUUCUGGUGCCUGUGGGCCGGUGAUUGAUGUCGGGGCCCACCCGGAGGUGAAGUUGGUGAAGAAAAUUGGCGAAGGGAGGAGUAAAUCUGGCAUGGAGACGUGGACGGCGGUGAUUGGUGGCGGCGGGGUCCAUGGGAAGAAGGUGUGUAGGCACCGGGUGGCGGUGAAGAAGGUGGAGAUAGGGGAGGAGAUGGAGGUGGACUGGGUGUUAGGGCAGUUGGAGAGUUUGAGAAAGGCGGCGAUGUGGUGUAGGAAUGUGUGUACUUUUCAUGGGGUUGUAAAAAUGGAUGGGUGUUUAGGGAUUGUUACGGAUAGGUGUUAUGGUUCUGUUGAAUCGGAGAUGCAAAGGAAUGAAGGAAGGCUUACUCUCGAGCAAAUUCUAAGAUAUGGUGCUGAUAUAGCUCGAGGAGUGGCUGAACUUCACGCAGCAGGUGUUGUUUGCAUGAACAUAAAACCGUCGAAUCUUCUUUUGGAUUCAAGUGGUCGUGCGGUUGUUUCUGAUUAUGGACUUGCUGCAAUUCUAAAGAAACCUGCCUGUAGGAAAGCUCGAUCGGAGUGUGAUUCUGCAAAAAUCCAUUCAUGCAUGGACUGUACAAUGCUUAGUCCAAGCUAUACAGCUCCAGAGGCAUGGGAGCCAGUAAAGAAAUCAUUGAAUCUGUUCUGGGAUGAUGCAAUAGGUAUAUCCGUGGAGUCAGACGCCUGGAGUUUUGGUUGUGCUUUGGUGGAGAUGUGCACCGGUUCUAUCCCGUGGGCUGGUUUAAGUGCAGAUGAAAUUUAUCGAGCUGUUGUGAAGGGUCGAAAGUUGCCUCCACAGUAUGCAAGUGUAGUAGGUGUUGGAAUGCCUAGAGAAUUGUGGAAGAUGAUUGGAGAAUGCCUACAAUUCAAAGCAUCGAAAAGGCCAGCAUUUAGUGCAAUGUUAGCAAUAUUCCUCCGUCAUUUGCAAGAGUUGCCACGCAGCCCUCCCGCAAGUCCUGAUAACAGCUUUGCAAAAUAUCCUAGGUCAUAUGUGAAGGAACCUCCCCUUGCUUCUGAUUUGGAGGUAUUUCAGGAUAACCCUGGCCAUCUACAUCGAUUAGUGUCAGAAGGGGAUGUUAGUGGCGUUAGGGAAUUACUUGCAAAGGUUGCAUCACGAAAUGACAAUUUCCCAAUAUCUAUGCUAUUAGAAGCGCAGAAUGCUGAUGGCCAAACUGCUCUUCAUCUAGCUUGCAGACGUGGUAGUUCAGAGCUUGUUAGGGCUAUAUUGGAGUACAGAGAGGCAGAUGUUGAUGUAUUGGACAAAGAUGGGGAUCCUCCGCUUGUUUUUGCUUUAGCUGCAGGAUCCCCAGAAUGUGUUCGUGCUCUCAUUGAAAGAGGGGCUAAUGUAAGAUCUAGGUUGAGGGAAGGUUUUGGUCCAUCUGUUGCUCAUGUUUGUGCAUACCAUGGCCAACCUGAUUGCAUGCGUGAGCUGCUAUUGGCUGGAGCUGAUCCGAAUGCAAUUGAUGAUGAAGGUGAAUCUGUAUUGCACAGAGCUGUUUCCAAGAAAUAUACAGAUUGUGCUCUUGUUAUACUGGAAAAUGGGGGUUGUGGGUCCAUGGCUGUCCCAAAUUCAAAAAAUUUGACGCCAUUGCACUUGUGUGUAGCAACAUGGAAUGUGGCUGUUGUGAGAAGGUGGGUAGAAGUUGCAUCCCCAGAAGAAAUUGCUGAUGCCAUUGAUAUACCAAGUCCUGUUGGAACUGCAUUAUGCAUGGCGGCUGCUGCGAAGAAAGAUCAUGAAACUGAAGGGAGAGAACUUGUGCGAAUAUUACUUUUUGCUGGAGCAGAUCCAACUGCCCAAGAUGCUCAACAUGGGCGAACAGCCUUACAUACUGCUGCUAUGGCAAAUGAUGUUGAAUUGGUCAAAAUUAUUCUUGAUGCUGGAGUGGAUGUAAACAUUCGGAACGUGCAGAAUACAAUACCUCUCCAUGUAGCCUUGGCAAGAGGGGCAAAGUCAUGUGUUGGGUUGCUCUUAUCUGCAGGGGCAAAUUGUAAUAUGCAGGAUGAUGAAGGGGACAAUGCUUUCCACAUAGCAGCUGAAACAGCAAAAAUGAUACGUGAGAAUCUUGAAUGGCUCAUCCUUAUGCUCAGGAAUUCUAAUGCUGCUGUUGAAGUUAGAAACCACAGUGGUAAGACACUCCGUGACUUUUUGGAGGCCCUUCCUCGGGAAUGGAUUUCUGAAGAUUUGAUGGAGGCACUUGUGAAUAGGGGAGUUCAUCUAUCUCCUACAAUAUUUGAAGUGGGGGAUUGGGUGAAGUUCAAAAGAAGUGUCACUACUCCUACGCAUGGGUGGCAAGGUGCAAAACACAAAAGUGUAGGCUUUGUGCAAACUGUUGUGGACAAGGACAACCUUAUUGUGUCAUUUUGCUCUGGAGAGGCUCGUGUGCUAGCCAAUGAAGUUUUGAAGGUGAUUCCUUUGGAUAGGGGACAGCAUGUCCAGCUUAAGCAAGAUGUCAAAGAACCACGGUUUGGCUGGCGUGGUCAAUCACGUGACAGCAUCGGAACUGUUUUAUGUGUUGACGAUGAUGGCAUUCUUCGUGUUGGAUUUCCGGGAGCAUCUAGAGGAUGGAAAGCUGACCCUGCCGAGAUGGAAAGAGUCGAAGAAUUUAAGGUGGGUGACUGGGUUCGCAUCCGGCCCACACUUACAACUGCCAAGCACGGUCUUGGAUCUGUCACACCUGGGAGCAUUGGUAUUGUGUAUUGUAUUAGACCAGAUAAUAGUCUUUUGUUAGAGUUGAGCUAUCUUCCAAAUCCAUGGCAUUGUGAACCAGAGGAGGUUGAGCCUGUUGCUCCUUUCAAGAUUGGUGACCGGGUGUGUGUGAAGCGAUCUGUUGCAGAACCUAGAUAUGCUUGGGGCGGCGAAACACAUCACAGUGUUGGAAGAAUUAGUGAGAUAGAGAAUGAUGGCUUGCUUAUAAUUGAAAUACCAAAUCGACCUAUACCAUGGCAGGCUGAUCCAUCAGACAUGGAAAAGGUUGAAGAUUUUAAGGUUGGGGAUUGGGUUAGAGUGAAGGCUUCAGUAUCUUCUCCAAAGUAUGGAUGGGAAGACAUCACACGGAACAGUAUUGGGGUAAUUCACAGCCUGGAAGAGGAUGGUGACAUGGGUGUGGCAUUCUGUUUCAGAAGCAAGCCUUUUUGUUGCUCUGUGACAGAUGUUGAAAAGGUGCCUCCUUUUGAAAUGGGACAAGAGAUACAUGUCUUGUCAUCUGUGACUCAACCACGUCUUGGAUGGUCAAAUGAAAGUCCUGCAACUGUUGGAAAGAUUGUGAGAAUUGACAUGGAUGGAGCUUUGAAUGUGAGGGUUACUGGCAGACAUAGCUUGUGGAAAGUUUCUCCUGGAGAUGCAGAAAGGCUUUCGGGAUUUGAAGUUGGUGAUUGGGUACGUUCCAAACCUAGUUUGGGGACCAGACCUAGUUAUGAUUGGAAUAGUAUUGGGAAGGAAAGUUUAGCUGUUGUACACAGCAUACAAGAGACAGGUUAUCUAGAACUGGCUUGUUGUUUCCGUAAAGGAAGAUGGAUUGCUCAUCACACAGAUAUUGAAAAGGUACCUUGUUUCAAAGUUGGGCAGCAUGUUCGGUUUCGAACUGGACUGUCGGAGCCGAGAUGGGGCUGGAGAGGGGCUCUGCCUGAUUCGCGAGGCAUAAUCACCUCUGUUCAUGCUGAUGGAGAAGUGAGGGUUGCAUUCUUUCAUUUGCCAGGGUUGUGGAGAGGAGAUCCUGCAGAUCUCGAGGUUGAACAUAUAUUUGAAGUGGGUGAGUGGGUGAAACUGAGGGAAGAUGUUAGUAACUGGAAAUCUGUUGGACCAGGCAGUGUGGGUGUUGUACAGGGUAUAGGAUAUGAUGGAGAUGAGUGGGAUGGAAGCAUAUAUGUUGGUUUUUGCGGGGAGCAAGAAAGAUGGGCGGGGCCUACUUCCCACCUUGAAAGAGUUGAAAGACUCAUGGUUGGGCAGAAAGUUAGGGUUAAACUUUCUGUGAAGCAGCCAAGGUUUGGGUGGUCAGGCCACAGUCAUGGAAGUGUUGGAACCAUAUCGGCAAUUGAUGCUGAUGGGAAGCUGAGAAUAUACACUCCAGUAGGCUCCAAGACUUGGAUGCUUGAUCCAUCAGAAGUGGAGCUGGUAGAGGAUGAAGAACUUCACAUUGGAGAUUGGGUGAAGGUUAGGGCAUCCGUUUCAACACCAACACACCAGUGGGGAGAAGUGAAUCAUUCAAGCACUGGAGUGGUGCAUCGGAUGGAAAAUGGGGACCUAUGGGUUUCAUUCUGUUUCCUGGAGAAGCUGUGGCUUUGCAAGGCUUUGGAAAUGGAACGAAUUAGACCAUUCAAAGUAGGCGACAAGGUGAAAAUUAGAGAAGGUCUGGUAACACCUCGGUGGGGGUGGGGAAUGGAGACUCAUGCAAGCAAGGGCCAGGUAGUUGGGGUAGAUGCAAAUGGAAAGUUGAGGAUUAAGUUUCAUUGGAGAGAAGGGAGGCCAUGGAUCGGAGAUCCUGCUGACAUUGUUCUUGAUGAGAGCUAAUAUUGAAUAUAAGGGCUUCAUGGCACCCUCUCCACCCUCUCCUCGGUCCUUUUUUUAUUUCAAUUUGCUUCUCGAGCUACUGAGUUAUGGGCUUGCAGCACCAUAGAAGAAUCAACUUUGUUUCAGCAGCAGUAUUUGAUACAGAUAUGAUUAGAACUUCUGUUUGACCCUUUGUCUGUAAAAGGGAAUUGUUUGCUGAUAAAAAGAAGACGUACAGAGACGGAUACGAGGAGCAUGGAGAAAAAGUGGCAUGCCUUGCUAUUAAUUAUAACACAGAUGACAGAGCAGGCAAGAAAAAUAGUAGCUGUAGGCCAUUUGUAUCUCAUAAUAGAUGACAUUGGUAGUUGAUGAGCCUUUUUUGAGGUAUACAUGUCGGUAUCUAUUUGUUUUUUUGUACAAAUUAAACCCAUAUAAAUCUGGCUGAGCUGUUGCUCUUUCAAGCCAUUCUCCGUUUAAA